AUGCAAGAUCCAUCCACAUCCGCCGCCUGGGCGAUCAGCGGGAGGCCGGGCCUGGUAUGCGUGGGCGAAGAGCUGGAGGACGGCGGCGGCGAGGGCGUGAAAGACAGGGUUCUCAUGGUGUCUGAAACCAUAUCAGGAAAUCUGGCAGGACUUACAGUGCAGCUGGAGCAGGAGCAGCCAGAGCAGCCGUUGGCGCAGCUGGAGGAGCAGCAGGAGCAGGGGGCCAUGGUGAUGAUUGUUUGA
Messenger RNA from Penicillium macrosclerotiorum, 243 nucleotides. RefSeq lists its product as uncharacterized. The record is from RefSeq and is a predicted model, not a curated record. NCBI's taxonomy places the organism in Eukaryota, Fungi, Ascomycota, Eurotiomycetes, Eurotiales, Aspergillaceae. The coding region runs from base 1 to 243 and encodes 80 amino acids. The transcript has 3 exons.